AACUUGAAACCGCGAUACAUUCGAGGCAGAAAAUCUGGGGCACCUUGAAGCUUCCUUCCUCCAAUUCUUAAGUCACCCCUGCGCUGAACUUCCCGACAUCAAUGAACAUUAAUGCAAUAUUGAGUUGCUACAGUAUCUCUGUCUGAUUUUGAACUUCUGACAUUGCGGCAUGUGCAUGAUGUUGCGGCUUAAGUGAUUCACUACUCUCCGUAUGUCCUGCAGCUCUCACGUAUGCGUAUGACCUCCUUCCAAGUUUCCGCAGGAAUAUCUCAUGGACAGAAAUUCAUAAUCUGUGUCACACACUUAUCUUCAUCCUUUGUCUUUCCCACUAGACACAUCUCAAGCUCAAGCUUGACACCACAAUUUGUGUCGCUCGCGAAGUGAAUGUCCGAUACUACCCCGCAAUACCACACACCGAUACUUGGAAUGACCUCUCGACCUCGUGUCCCACAACCCGUUGAAUACGGUGACCCAACGUCGAACAAUUUCUGGGUCGAGUAUCCCCACGGGCUCGUUGACCUCUCUCGUUCUACGCAUCUCAAAGACCUCAAGAUUUCUGCGGAGAAGCAGCUCGACAUCGACACCACCAAAGAGCCUGGCGCUCAAAACAUCCUACUCGCAGGUUCCAAUACCAUUACACCGACUCUACUUCCCGGUCAACUUGAUGUUCAAGUGACUGGCGAGAAGACUGUUCGUUUGGACACAGAGAAGACUGCAGUAGUAAUUAUUGAUAUGCAGAAUUUCUUUCUGCACAAAGAUAUCCGGGAUCAUCCCAAGGGCUUGGCUUGUGUAGAUCCGUUGAUGAGGGUCGUACCGUUUUUCAGGGAGAAGAACAUCAAGAUUCUUUGGGUCAACUGGGGUUUGACCGCCGCUGAGCUCAGUACCAUUCCCCCGUCGCUCGUUCGAGGAUUCGCGAAACAUGGUUCUCCUCGAGGGGGAGGAUUCGGAUCGGAGCUUCCGGGAGACUUCGGAAAACUACUGAUGAGGGGUGAGAGGAAUUCCGAAUUGUAUGGUCCGUUGCAAGGACUGUAUGAGAAUGGGAGGGACAAGGGAACAGAUUUUUGGAUCCAUAAAAACCGGAUAAGCGGCCUAUGGGACCAAACGCUACUCGAAAACUUCCUCAAAGAGAAUGGGCUGAAAACACUAUUUUUCGCCGGGGUAAAUGCAGACCAGUGUGUCUUGGGAACUCUUAUUGAUGCGUAUUUCAGAGGAUACGAUUGCAUACUACUCGAAGACGCCACUGCUACCACCUCCCCGGAUGGUGCGUUCGAGGCUGUUAUAUAUAAUGCUGCGAAUAGCUACGGGUUUGUCACUAAUACGAAGGAAGUGCUCGAUUCCAAAGAUCUGUGA
Lentinula edodes (shiitake mushroom) is the source of this 1350-nucleotide messenger RNA. RefSeq names its product Isochorismatase hydrolase. Lineage: Eukaryota; Fungi; Basidiomycota; Agaricomycetes; Agaricales; Omphalotaceae. The coding region runs from base 385 to 1350 and encodes 321 amino acids. The record is from RefSeq and is a predicted model, not a curated record. The transcript is spliced from 5 exons.